Molecule: messenger RNA, 790 nt
Organism: Salvia splendens (bonfire salvia)
Lineage: Eukaryota; Viridiplantae; Streptophyta; Magnoliopsida; Lamiales; Lamiaceae
Product: ubiquitin-40S ribosomal protein S27a
Exons: 2
Coding region: 69-539 (156 amino acids)
Biological process (GO): translation
Cellular component (GO): ribosome
Molecular function (GO): structural constituent of ribosome; protein binding
Source: RefSeq, a predicted model, not a curated record
UCGUCCCCCUCAGUCUGAUUUCACCCCAUCCAAAACCCUAGGCAAAUCGCUCCCCCUCCGCCGCGAAGAUGCAGAUCUUCGUCAAAACCCUAACGGGUAAGACGAUCACAUUGGAAGUCGAAUCCUCCGACACAAUUGACAACGUCAAGGCCAAGAUCCAGGACAAGGAGGGCAUCCCCCCGGACCAGCAGCGCCUCAUCUUCGCCGGGAAGCAGCUCGAGGACGGCCGCACCCUCGCCGACUACAACAUCCAGAAGGAGUCCACUCUCCACCUGGUCCUCCGCCUCCGCGGUGGCGCGAAGAAGCGCAAGAAGAAGACCUACACCAAGCCGAAGAAGAUCAAGCACAAGCAUAAGAAGGUGAAGCUCGCCGUGCUCCAGUUCUACAAGGUGGAUGACUCCGGCAAGGUGCAGAGGCUGAGGAAGGAGUGCCCCAACGCCGAGUGCGGCGCGGGAACUUUCAUGGCGAAUCACUUUGACAGGCACUACUGUGGUAAGUGUGGAUUGACCUAUGUCUACAAUAAGGCCGGCGGUGAUUGAGGUUCUUCUUUGCUAGUGCGAUCUCAGUUACAGGUCUAAAGUCGAUAAGCCCAAAACAAGUAACGGCUGGAAACUGGAUAUGGUUGAUUAUGCAAACUCUUGUUGAUUCUAUGAAUGAUGUGGAGUUAAUUUCUGUAUUUUGCAUUCUCAAAAAGAUGUUGGUCUGUGUGUAACCAGAUAAUGUUGGAUUGCUAUGAUUGUAUAAGCAAAAGCUGAGUCUUGAGUUAAUAAGAUUAACAAUGUUCUCUGAA